Molecule: messenger RNA, 2091 nt
Organism: Hydra vulgaris (swiftwater hydra)
Lineage: Eukaryota; Metazoa; Cnidaria; Hydrozoa; Anthoathecata; Hydridae
Source: RefSeq, a predicted model, not a curated record
AUGACAGGCAACCAUGUUGAUCGUGCUAUGAAUCAAAAUUUCUUCAAGCAUAUUCGAAACUAUGAUGCCUGUUUAUCUUUUGCUUCAUUCACAGCAAGAAUAGCUCAUCCGUCUGAUCAUGGGCCACCCUGUUUUAGGAUUUGCGUACAAAUUGUGCAUCGUGUUGGUAAUCUGAGACCUGAUCAAAAUGUUCUGCCUGCAUAUUGUCAGUUAUAUGUUUAUGAUCCUAAUACUGCUUUAAAUUUUCGAAUGGAGCAAAAUGAUUGUUGCAUACGUGAGUUGAUGGAAUUUUUGCAGACUAUAAUUAGUCAAGAGAACCCAUUUGCUCUUGCAUUUAAAAACAUGGCUGAAAUUGAAGAUGAAGAAGUACGUCAAGCAGCUUUAGAAGGUCGACCAACUUCGAUUGUUAAAAUGUCAUUGCUUGAAGGUGGUGAUAGACGUCGAUACAAUCUUCCUUCACAUGAGGAAGUUGCCAUUGUUUUUGUUGGGGAUGAUGGUGCUCCACCUCCAUCUAGGGAAGUAGUUAUAUACCCUCGAGGUCAGGCCUUAAAAACAAUUUCAAGUAUGUCUGCAAAUCUAGAUCCAAUGAUAUAUCCAAUAUUUUUUCCAAGAGGUGAUGCUGGAUGGCAUGAGCAACUAGAGCAUCAUCCUGACCGAGCUACACGUGUUAGAAAUCGGUAUGCUGUUGAUGCAUAUGUCAAGAUUAAAGGUCAGCGCCUUGCUUUUAUUAGAAAUAACCAAAACAGACUUAGAAGUGAACAAUAUGAUACAUUAUAUGAACAUGUAAAUAACGCUGCAAAUAACCUUAAUGUAAAACCAGGUCGUGUUGUUAUACUACCAUCCUCAUAUGUUGGAAGUCCAAGGGCUUUAAAAGGAAAUUUUGAAGAUGCAAUGGCAAUUAUAAAGAGAUAUGGCAAACCAGAUUUUUUUAUUAUUUUUACCUGCAAUCCAAAAUGGAAAGAAAUUACAGAAAAUUUAAAUCCAGGUGAGAGCACAUCUGACAGACCUGAUUUAGUUUGUCGUGUAUUUAAGAUGAAACUUAAAUGCUUCCUAGAUGAUAUUUUUAAACACGGAGUCUUAGGUAAAGUUAUAAGUCAUGUACAGGUUAUUGAGUUUCAAAAACGUGGUUUGCCACAUGUACAUAUUUUAUUGCACUUUGUAAAUGAUGAUAAGCUAGACACAGCAGAGGAUAUUGAUAGUUUAAUAUCAGCUGAAAUUCCAGAUCAAACUGUUGAUCCUAAACUUUUUAAAAUUAUAAAAACAUGUAUGAUUCACGGACCAUGUGGAAUUUUGAAUCCCAAUUCUUCUUGCAUGAAAGAUGGGAUUUGCACAAAAAAGUUUCCUAAAGAAUUAAAUCCUCACACUGUUGCAACUUUCAAUGGCUAUCCUCACUACAGGCGUUUAGAUAAUGGUAGAGUAGUCGUUAUAAAAGGUAACCAAGUUGAUAAUCGAUGGGGGCAUGAUUGUGCUCAUGUGUUAAUUAAUGAAAGUCUUGAACAUGAUGAAAUUAACACAUAUUUAGAUUGUCGCUUUGUUUCUGCACCAGAGGCUCUUUGGCGAAUAUUUGAGUAUUCCAUAAGUGAUAUGUCACAUACUAUUAUCCGCCUUCAAGUCCACCUUCCUGAUAAUCAGAGGGUAUAUUUUAACGAAGGAGAAGAACGAGUAGCUAUAGAUCGUGCUGCACAGCGUGACACUCACCUAACCGCUUGGUUUAAAUUAAAUGCUGAGAUAAAUGAAGCACGUCAGUAUUCUCAUGUUGAAAUUCCGUAUCACUUUGUUUUUGAUGGUAAAAAUUGCAAGUGGAAAGUAAGACAAAGAGGCAGUGAUAAGGUGAUUGUGCGAAUGUAUAAAGUCAAUCUAACCAGUGAAGUAUUUUUUCUUAGAUUGUUGCUUUUGCAUGUAAAAGGUGCAAUGUCUUUUGAGGAUUUGCGUACUAUUCAUGGCACUGUUUUUAAAACAUUUCGUGAAGCAUGUUAUCGAUUAGGUCUAUUGCAAGAUGACAUUGAAUGGAGAAAUACAUUAACUGAAGCUGUAGCAACUCGAAUGCCUAAACAAAUUAGGCAACUGCUCCAUCAUAUUGACUUUAUAUGA